Messenger RNA from Halteromyces radiatus, 1270 nucleotides. Its product is annotated as tubby C-terminal-like domain-containing protein. The record is from RefSeq and is a predicted model, not a curated record. The coding region runs from base 54 to 1055 and encodes 333 amino acids. The transcript is spliced from 6 exons. NCBI's taxonomy places the organism in Eukaryota, Fungi, Mucoromycota, Mucoromycetes, Mucorales, Cunninghamellaceae. Gene Ontology annotation, cellular component: cilium. Gene Ontology annotation, biological process: protein localization to cilium.
UUUUUUUUUUUUACUUUUUUUUAUUAUUUUUUAUUUAAUUCUCUUUAUUUCAUAUGAAUACUGCCAAUUCAAAUAACUAUCCGCAAUUAACAUCAGCGACAUUCACUUCUCAACCAAGUACUGGUGAUUCUGACGAUGAAGACUAUGCAAACAACACAGACGCAACCGUGGUGCCACAAGACUCUACUAUUCGAGUGUCCCGUCCUGUUGUUCCUAUUGAUUUUGUUCUCCCUCGUCCCAUUUUAUCACAAAAAGAAUUAAAUGAUCUUGCUUUUAGACCAGCUGCACUGAAUACAAGGGUGACUUGUCGUAUAUGUCGAUUUCGUGAUGGCCUUGAUAAGCUAUACCCUCAAUACAAAUUAUAUAUUGAACAUCUUGCCACCGGGGAAAUUCAUCAUGUCAUGACCGCCAAGAAACAAAGGAAAAGUCAAACAAGUUAUUACACCAUUGUCGGUACCCUUCACCUAGUUGAUCCAAACCAACCAGGAGCGUUUUUGACAGAAGAGAUUGUUUUGGGAAAGGUGCGAUCCAACUUUUUGGGGACUUCAUUUGUAUUGUAUUCUCAUGGUAUUCAUCCUGAUAAGAAGAAAGAUCAAACUGGCAAAAUGGGUGAAUUACCUAUACGGGAAGAACUAGGCGCCGUAUUAUAUGAUCCAAACAUUCUUGGAUUCAAAGGACCUCGGAAAAUGACAAUUUUGAUGCAUACUUUGACUAGAGAUGGAAAACGACCAGAGUUCCGACCGGAAUCCGAAUCAGAUACUUUAUUGGCCAAAUAUCGUGAUGGUCAUGCAAAAGAUUUAUUAGUUUUACAUAACAAAAGUCCUCAAUGGAAUGAAGAAACACAAUCUUUUGUUUUGAACUUUAGUGGACGGGUGACCCAAGCAUCAGUGAAAAACUUUCAAGUUGUACAUGACAAUGAUUUGGACUACAUUGUUAUGCAAUUUGGUCGCGUGGAACGGGAUUAUUUUACAUUGGAUUACAAGUAUCCUAUUUGUCUAUUACAGGCCUUUGCCAUUGCCCUUACUUCUUUUGAUGCCAAGUUAGCGUGCGAAUAGUAAGAGUAGGUUUAGUUUAGAUAUAUUCCAAGGAAGGAGAAGGUGAUCGGUGCUUUGUUUGUUCUUAUCAAUGUCCCUCUUUUUCUUUUACGACUCCUUCUUGCCACUCCUCUCUCUCUACCCCUCUUACUUUCUUUUUCCCCCCUUUAGUUUAUAUCUGAUAUAUUUUUUUGAUAAUGAUUCAAUAAAGAAAAAAAAUAGAAGUAUUUGGAACA